CAGAGUGCUGCACAUAGACACCAAUUUUAUUUCUGCAGCUUCAAAGACAGCGACUUUUGAUAAAGCUGGCCUUGUAGCACAUUGUCUAGUUUACAACGAUUUGAAAGAGCCAUCGUUUAUGUUUUGAGAAAUUAGAUCUCAUGAGUUAUUGAUGCCGGAAGUCUGAAUCUGUGAAUAUCUUUCCUACUUUACCGAACUGCCCUGACUGACUUCCUGCUCAGAGUUCCGUUAUCUGGGUGGAGUUCACCGACUUUCAGCGCCGUUUUUCUCCCGUUUCUCCGCAGCUGCUCCUCACUGAUUCUUUUCUAGACAAACAUUCAGGAAGCGACAUCAACUUGUGUUUGCUGGUUACACUUUGUUUUUUUUUUGUCGGAUAUUUGCACCAAACUACCAGAGGAUCGGAGGAAGAAGAAGACGGUAAAAUGUCUGCUGGAACAUCUGAGUUCUUCUGUCUGAUCUCUUUACUGGUCUGUUCCUGUACAGCUCAGGAAAAAAUCACAGCUGAACCUGGACAGGAUGUCAUUUUACCGUGUAAAGCUUCCAACAUCAACGACAUCAACGACAUCACAGCUGCAGAGUGGAUAAGACCUGUACUGGAUCCAGAAUAUGUUCUCUUGUACCGGGAUGGACGCUUUGAUCCACACAACCAGCAUCCAUAUUAUAAGAACCGUGUGGAUCUGCAGAACAAAGAGAUGAAGGAUGGAGACUUUUAUCUGAUUCUGAAGAAAGUGACGAUGAACGACACUGGGAUAUAUGUGUGUCGUGUUUCUCAGAAAGGAAAGACUGAACCCUUCAGCAACAUCUACCUGGAAGUUCGUCCACCAGAUCAUUCCAGGGCCAUAGUCGGUUUGGCUGUUGGUUUGCCUCUUGGUGUGUUGGUCUGCCUCCUGUUAGCUGCAGCAGUUUUUCUUUACAGACAAUACAGAAAAAUGACGGAGGCUUUGGCAAAGACAAUUGUACAAGGGGACCUGGAAGCAUCCGUAACUAUAGAAGAAGUCAACCUAAUGAAGAACUACAUCAGUCUCCAGAACAAAUCCUCUGAGGAGAUAGAACUGGAAGGCUGCAGGUUAGAAGUACAGAGAAACAACAGAGAACCAGACAUAUACCAUUUGAGAAGGCAGUAAAACUUCAGGCUGGAGAGAUUCUCUGUAUGGGGCACAAGUUGGUUGAAACAUCCUCAAGACGUUAAUCUGAAGUGUCAGAACUAGAGAAAUGGAAUCCUGGAGACAAAGUGCAGAUCAAACUCAUCAACAACAAAGGAGAAAUCUUCAGACUGCUGUAGUGUGAAUAAACAUGUGAAACAUCGUUUUUUUAUGUCCAGCAGAAGGUUGCCAACAUCUCCAUCAUCUAGAUUGAUCCUGUGGAUUGUUGCUGCUGCUGCUGGUCUUCAUCAACUUUUCUGUUGCUUUGUCUGGAAAUAAAUGUGUUCCAAAGCUCUGCAUGUUAGAACCUGAUGAAAUGUUGUGGAUGUAAAGUGUUCUGUCAGAUGAGAUCAGAAGCAGAUAGAAAAGUUCUGAUUGUCCAGAAUGAAGCAGAACUGAUGAACAACUUUAGACUGAACUGGUUUGAAUGUUUUAUCUGUUAGCAGCUCUGAUGAUGCUCUGGACUGCUUUAAACAUUAAGGUCAGUUUAUAUCAUGUAUUUUAUAUAUUUUUAUACUACUCAGUUUGAUCUUCAUCCUAUAUCAUGUUUAGUUGUUAAUCUGCAGAUAAAUGCAGUAAAAUAACAUUGUUUGUUCCUGAACUGUAGUGAAGGUUGAACAGAAUAAACAGAACUUCUACUGAUAGAAUGAACUGAGUUACUUCACAGAAAUGAUUGUUUAUCCUGUUACAGACUGGAAAUAAGGAACUUUUCUGCUGCUUUUUGUGCUUCUGCUUUGAUGCUAAACUGUUUGAUUCUCUUAGUUCUUGUCCUCUGAACAAUAAAGUUGAAUCUAAUCAGUGA
Messenger RNA from Acanthochromis polyacanthus (spiny chromis), 1944 nucleotides. Its product is annotated as myelin-oligodendrocyte glycoprotein-like. The record is from RefSeq and is a predicted model, not a curated record. Bases 423 to 1124 code for a protein of 233 amino acids. The transcript has 7 exons. NCBI's taxonomy places the organism in Eukaryota, Metazoa, Chordata, Actinopteri, Pomacentridae.